CUGAUAUAGAACAAAAAGAUGUUUUUAAACUUAAUUCAACUUUUGGUAGACUUUGUAAAAUAAUAGUACAAGUAGCUAAACGUAAAUCUAAAGGAAAAGGCCUGCAAAAUAUUACUUAUUCAGCACAAUUUAGUGAUUUUUUAACUGUUCUGGCAA
This is a messenger RNA of Dentiscutata erythropus, 156 nucleotides long. NCBI's taxonomy places the organism in Eukaryota, Fungi, Glomeromycota, Glomeromycetes, Diversisporales, Gigasporaceae. The record is from the annotation of a GenBank genome assembly.